UGCCUCCCAUGUACUGGCCAUGACUAUUAUGCUGGGUAGGUGCAGCUGUAUUCAUGCACACACACUCCUCUCGCACACAUUCUCACCUACCCUUCCCCGAAGUAGCAGUCCAACCACUGUAGCAGUGUAGAGAGCGUAGCGAGCAUUCCUCCCCGGCCUGCCGUCAUACAGACUGUCUUUGAUCCCCCGGCAUACCGCCCAGCCGUUCUCUGCUCAGGAUUUAGACCAUCCUAGGCGACGACAUGACGCUACUUUUCAACUGGCCAAGGCGGACACCUUACCUGAACCAGCUCGACCGGGCUCAGAGGGACUCUCGGCUUCGCCUAUCGUGUGACGGGCGCUGCCAGGCCCAACGACCAACCUACGCCCCCACCAUCAUGCGCUCCUUCACUGCUCCGGCCGCCAUCGUGGCUCCCAGCGCGCUGGGACUGUGCACUGACCGGCCCGUGGCCGGGGGACUGUGCCCCGUCUGCCGGUCCGGCAUCGUCAACGGAAACCGUACUUCCGGACUCUUGUGUUGCAAGAUAAACCACAGCCCGGCCUGCCCUGCGUGCGGUGUGGUGUUCGACGACGCCGACGAUGAGAGAGAACAACCUGGCUCUACGGCAAAUGACGACACCAACCGGCAGCGGCACAACCAGCGUGUCAAAGGUCAACGGGCAAAGGCCCCAAAAGAAGACCACAAGAAGAACAAGCACCAGCAUGACCUGUUACUCAAGCCCCAGACUGUGGAACUUACGAGCACCAAGAAGAAGUUCUCAGGAAAGAAGACUGACAAAUGAAGAAGUAAACGUGGAAUGUGGAUAAAUACAAAACAAGUGCAAGAGACUUGACAAAUACAUCGAGGGGAGAGUCUCACUCUCAUGUGCAAAGUGAUGGCCGACGUGUCAAGUCAUCAUCAGCGAGACAGAGCAGGAUGUUUGUGUUGAGCGAAAAUGAUGGAUUGCAGCCCACAUCAGGGAUAUGAGAGCCGCUUCAUCAUUAAGAUACAUGAGACUAGACACAUCGGAGCUUUAUGUGUCACCCACAUCUUGCAAGACAUGCAUCAUGUCUCCGUCACCAUGCCUGGAAUGUGUCACUGCUGCUGGGGGAAAUUUGCUCUAGAGGCAGUCGUUGCCAAGGUAACAAAUAUUCUGGGCAGUUGUAACGAUAUUGGUGAAGCAAUUGGAGGGGCUCAUUGGCAGGGCGUCUUAUGUUCUCGGAACGCCAGAUUCUGUGGAUGCAAUUGCACAGUGCGCAACAAAUGCCAUACCACCUCUUCCUGUAUGUGUCAGCAACGGAUCUCGCCAAAUUAAUCUCAAACAUUUUUCACUCACCUAGAGCCCAUUAAGGCCUAUUCGUUCAGCAGAUUGCUUUUAAAACUUCACGUUUUCCGGAAAACUUGUGUAGUGUGAGAUGAAGUCAUUUUUUUUUUAUAUCAGGUUGAGUUUAAGAAAUUCCUGAAUGCAUUAUUGCGCUGAUGGUUUUGUUUUGAUGUGAGAAAUUGUUUAAAAGAAAUGUGUUGUGAGUAACUUUGGGAGUCAACAAAAACAAAAGAGAACCCCUCCCUCCCCCCAAAAAACAAACAAUUUAGUGAAUUCAAGCUAUUUUAGAAACAGAGUUUAAUCAACUUCUGCGGACUCCAAUAAUCACAGGAGCAGAUCUGCAUGUACACAACAAUGACAACAGAUUCAAUCUUGGCUCAGACACUUUCGAAGUUACUUCCUCAAAGCUGUGUGCAAAGUAGAUUCGAAAAGUGGACAAAGUCCCCAUGUCUCCAAAUGCCAACUUGGUCGAGUAUGAUUGGGUUUUGGCUUAACAGACUGUUAUUUGGUACUAAAUGUUCCCCAAUGAGCCGGCGAGGAAUGACUUUACUAAAGUCCCCCCCAUUGAUAUACAGUUAAUAGAGCUUUUACAUCAUGAAUUAAUGUGAUGAAUGUGACAAGUCAUACUGGAUGAAAAUUGAGGAAAUGGCAAAAAGGAAUCUCUUUUCCUUUGAGGAACGUUAUACCUACUGUCAGGUCUCUACAUAACAACCACCCUCCCGGGCUGCCUGCAGGUAUGAGAGCAGCCAUAUUACUCCUGUGUAUGUACAUGUACAUGUAUCUUGUUCAGCUGUGUGGAUAAGUGGAACUUGAAGCCAACUAGCUGUAUGUGUUCCUAGCUCUACACUACAGUCAAGGCCAACUUAACCGGUUCCAGAAGCACCAUGUGCAAUUCUUUAGCAGGUGCUAAAUUGUAGUCCAUGGCAUGAAAAUAAUACUUUCCAGAUAUGGCCAUCAAACAUCAACCACAUGACUUUCUCUAUUCAAGUUUUUAUGCCAUAAUUAUGGGAAGCCAAAACCAAAAUAAACUCCCCGACUAAGAGGAAUACUAAACCGCCAAUUUAAGGAUGAGAUUGAAGUGUCUGUAAUGUUUGUCUAUAGCCUAGUUUUGAUGUGGGGCGGAUUUAUUUAUUCGACUUAAAAACUUUGUAUCCAUGUACUAAGCAUUUUCAGCUUACUAAACCUUUUUUUAUGGGCAUAUCAUGUAGUCUGUGGAGUUGGUGAGCUUAGCAUCACACUAAGCAGAAAAUACAAACAGCAAAUAUACACACGCUGGUUUCCAGGAAAAAUGUCAUGUUAUGCAUGGGCCUAUUGCCAUUAACUGGUCCCUCUGGAGAUUUCUCUCUUAGCUCAUAAAUUUACUGAGCAACGUUGUGUGCGUCAGCAAUCCUAUUAGAUUAAAGAAACUUCACAAUCACAGAGGAGCAAUUGUCUAAUCAAGUUUGGCAGUUCUUGGCUGAGCAAUUCCAUGAAAUUGGUUGCUGGCAAUAGAUUUAAAAGGGCAAUUAGCCAAGCAGACAAUGAGGACCAUUAUCUGGGUGCCCCACAGCCACUAAUUGCCAAGGCAGAGGCAGAGCCAAGUCCAGCUACCUCCUCACACUUAAGAUCAAAGGUCGUGAAACCAUGUACAACCGUCAAGAGCAGAGAGGGGCAGUCUGGAUUGAGUAAAUUCAUUUCAAACUGAGAUGCUUAAAAAGUGUUCCAGUGCCUGCAGCCUUUCAGAAUUCUCCAAGACUUAUUAACCCUCACUUGGCUACAACUUCCAUAACACUUCAAAGAAUGCAUUUGAUAAAUGAGAUGUUAAACAACAGGGGCUGUGGUAGGCUAAGUAAGAUGUAUAAUUCACACAGAAGAUGGAUGGUCAAAUCUUGCAAGCAAAACAGAGUAGCGAAACAGAGUCAAUCACUUUUUACAUAUUCCCAUAAAAAGAAGCACAGAGCAUGAACUCAGUGCGUUUGACAGCAGUUCAGAGAACUUUGCCCAAUGUAUAAUUGACCUAAAUCAACAAACUUAGGCCAUACUGAAUUGAAAGCAAGGUUUAACUUUUUAUAAUUAUGGAACCCCACGAUAAAUUUUUAAAGGAGUGAAAAGAGUCAGUACAGAUUAAUUUCAUUUAUACUGAUGAAUAAUUUAAUAUGUGAUUUAUUACAUGAAAAUGUUUUAAGCAACAUUAAAAAAAAAUGAGAGUGAGGCAUGAAGCCCAGAAGUCUGGUGCCACCCAUUUGACAGAUUACAUUGCAUUAGAUAGAUUCAGGGAACUUAAUCAAACAUGGCUCCAUUGUGAAAGGUCUAUUGGGUCUUGCUUUGCUGGUUCUGUGUAGCCUGGUAUCAUUAUUAUGUACAGAGGGAACUGUUGCCGUGACAAUAAUUGUGCAAUAUGGCGGUGACCAGCUGGGACUGCAACUGAUAAAAAACAUGAGCAGCAAUGCUGUGCUAUUUGUUCGGCAGGCUUGAUAAAUACAUGUACAUGUAUUAAAAUAACUGUUUGCGCUUGAGGCUAACAUUUUGCCCCACAAUUGUGGAUUCUCUCAAGAAGUUUUUCUAAAGUAACAAUUGUACCUGUAUUUUGAAAUGUGGUGAUGUACUCAAUUAAGAUCUCAUCUUUGAUUUGAAAAUUCUUAUAUCUCACUUAUUCAAACUACCUACCUGCCUUGACUGUGUGCAUUGUGAGUGCAGUUCUAGAAAUAUAUUAACGGCCGACAGCAUAUAAGAAAAGCACAAAAAAUACAGAGAAAUUACAGCUCUCAGACAUCUGACAGACGGAUAGACGGACGGAUAGACGAGACUGACUGGCAAAAAAUAAAGAUUACCUGGCAUAAAGAAGGUGGCCUGACUUUAUUACUAAGAUCAGGCUGUACACAAAAGGAGCAGGCCUUGUCAUGAGAAAAUGACAGUUAAGAGAUCUUUUACGAAGGUCUGACAGUUUGGGGUCCGUGCUUUCAAUGAUGUAUUCCACAACAUGAUCUCUAUAGCACUGAGUAAGGGUCACGCUUACGUCAUAUACGUUUUAUGAGAAAUGGGGCUUAGUAAUAACGUAGCCGUCUUUCGCGACGAACGUAAGGGUGGCUUCUCUCAUUGGCAUAGUCACCUUUAAAAUUACUCUCCUAAAAAGGAGUUUGAACGUUGCAGACCUGAUGUUAUAUCUCAGCUGAAUCUCUCUUUGCCCUUGAAGAUGAUUUUGCUAAGAUGGAAAAAGUGGAUCCCCUUAUUUUGAGGUCAGAAAUGUUGCAUUUUCUGUUUUUUAAAAUGUUGCAUAAAGGUGAAAGGAUUUUUUUUAAAAAGAAAAAUAUAAACAAAAUAAAAAACACAGUUCUGCAGUUGACAACUUAUGAGUGAUGAGUGUCACGUUUUUCUGAAUCCUGCAAAUGGUCCACUUCUUAAAUUGCAAGACGAAAUUAGGGGACUUAAGUCUUUUUCAUGGCUUGUAAAAAACAUUUUCAUCUCUGCACAGGCACACAAAGCUCGUUAAGAAGACUUCAUAUGUCAAGUGUUUUGCAGAACCUUGUUUGAAUGGCAAUUAACCUUAUAGGAAGUCAUCUGAUAAUGCCACUGGGACUUGUCUCACAAGGUAUUGGAGGGGGGGAGAUGGGUGUUAUCGCGAUCAAAAUACAAAUGCUAGCUAGCUGCUGUAUCAGAUUCAAUUUUGAAUUGGGGAAAACUGAACUACAUAGAUGUAGGUCAGGGAAACUGAACACUGUUAAAACAAUACAGCAUGAGACGUGAGAUACAUGUAUAUAUUUUUUCCUCCUUGCUUCUUGCAAUUUUUUUAUUGGCAAGUUUUUGGUCAUGAUGUUUUGACAACAAAAUUCCCCAAAUUACAUGUAUAUCCUACUGUGCACUGUUAAAGAUGAACUGACAAUUUCCAUAUUUGACAAAUACAAUAACCAUCAUUGGGUACAACAACUGUAAAAUGCAUCUUUCAAAUAAUAAACAUACAAAGGCAUGGCCAUUUUCAUCAGUGAACUGUACACAUGCAACCUGGCAUUACAAUCAUUGAGCAUUUCAUUUAACAAUAGAAAUUCAUAUUAACUGAUAUACUCUGACCUGCAGUAAGCUGCAUAUGUAUGGCUCCAUUACAGAAUUUAGUGGACAGGAGUUGAGUACACAUUAAUUAAUCCAUCUGUAAUUAAUCUUACCUUUCAAGUCUGCUCUCGCCACAAAGCCACUGUAUUACCUCCUCUGGCUUUGUAGAGAAAUACAUUAUUUGUAUCAGCCACUGAUUUUUGCCAAAUGGCAAAAUCCCUGGCUGACAUUUUAGGGCUCACUUUAGGAUUAAUGAUCAUCGUAAGUGACUACUGCAAAUGGUCUGUGAAAGCCACUACACAUGCACUUUACCCCAUCAUUCUGCUGUGUCCACUGGCCUGGAUUUUAAAUGGUUUGAGGAUUCAGAGUUAAAAUCCUUGUAAGCUUGGCGACAUCCACUCUGUGCAAACAAAGACCCUGUCUUUGACUUCACUCAAAUACAGAAGGCUGAAAAUAAAUGUCACUGUCAUAAAAUGACUGUGACAGCAUGGCUAAAGCCACCAAUGGAGUCAUCACUUAAGCCAACGUUUCAGAAAUUGUCAAUAUCAAGGUUUCUGGCUUACUCACUGUAACCUUUUGAAGCCCUCCUCAAAAAAAAGUAGAUGUACUGAGCCAGCCAUUCAGAAUAACAGUCAACAGGCAGUUAAGCCGUUUUUAAUUAAUUGGAUGCGGCGUAACUAACAUGCGAGUCUAUGAGAAGUGGUUGUUGCGACUUCUUGGCGGCUUCCAUAAGAAUACUUGUUAUUCCCAGCCAAAGCCGUCGUAAUUCAGACAGGGCCUCAUGCUGUACCAUCAAUCUGCACAGUGUGUCAGGCAUUCAUAGUUAAUGAUGUGCACACUGCAGCUUGGCCCAAGUUGGUCUAUAUGUGAAGUGGGGGCGGGAGAACACAGACAAGCUUGUGCUCUUCAGAUCUCAUCAUGCAUCUCAAGACUCACAUCUUGUGAAAAUUGAAGUUAAGGCGGUAAUAUACAUGGGGGUUGUAGUGCUUCAGAAAAAUCUCUGAUAUGCUAUGCCAUACAGAGCACUAACCACUAGCGGUGGAAGGGGGGCAGUGGCCCCCCCAUUUUUUCAACGGGGGGAGGGAAUUCCCCCCUCCAGUUUUUGCAGGGCCCAUAUUAAAAUGAGGUGGGGCUUAAUGGAUCGACCUAUUUAUGGCUGAUGCCUGAUGGUCUAAAAACUGCCCCCCCCCCUUUGAAAAUUGUUCAGCCGCUGGCUCUAACCAGGGAAAACACAUGUAGAUUGGAAAUGUUUUAUGAACAGGAGAUUGUCUGUUUUAUUUUUGUAUGCAUAAUUUAUUACAAAAGUAAAUGAUGCUAUUGAAACGUAAAGAGUGUAAGAUUUGUUAUUCGUAAUUUGGCAAUGAGUGUGGUACUUAAGAACUUCCUUGCAAAGUAUUUUCAAUUUGUAGGGGAAGAUGUAGAAAAAUAUUUAUCUACAACUUGUUGAAAAUCCUAGUAAAGCCGUAAUACAGGACUAUGCAUCUCUUCAUCGACUUCAAAUGUUUUGUUUUCUCAAACUCUGUUUAAGCUCGUUUGUGGUGAGACACUGAAAGGUCUCAACAAGUAAUCUUUGCAUUAAAUAAUUAAAUAUAAUUUAUAGAGAAGGCAGGCCUUCUGUUUCACAUUGGAAGUUUUAUUUUAAAUUUUGAGCAAAAAUGUAGGAGAAAAACCCUGUACAAAUGUAAAUAUAUUCAAAUACUGUGAAGAUGACAGACCAAAGCAUUUGGUCCAUUAAUUGGAUAUAGGCCUAAAUAAGCAAAUUCAAGUGCUUGAUAUUAACCAAAUUAAAUUAACAUAGCUUGGUUUUUGAGACUGUCCAUUCCCAAAAUGUGUUAUCAUCAUACCUUUAAAGCUUUGCACAAUAAGUCAUCAAAUGUUAUAUUGAUUUUGAUGUAUGGAAUGGUUGAAAAACUAGUCAGUCGUGAAUAAAAAUAAGAAUAUCAGAGAUUUCUAUUCUCACAGCAAGCCCGGACAGAAGCCAGUGAUCCAUGAAGCAAUUCUCCCCAUGUCAGAAUUAAAUUUGGAUGGGGGGGGGAAUUCUUUCAAAAGGUACAUGUACGUGCAAGUCCCAGCAAAGGGCCUGAAUGGGUUAACUUUACAAGAAAUGACAGCUAAGCGAGGGGGGAGGGGUAGAUAAGCAAUUUGGGACAAACAAGGGCCCAUGUUUAAUGAUUUGACUUCGGUCCCAGUUGGCUUGUGUAACUCCAGGGCAUGAUUUUCUAACGAUAACAACUUCAUGUACACACAUGCUUGUAAAUAGUCAACUGCCCUGAAAAGUUACAUGAAGGAAAAAGAUAAAUACGGUCACAUGUUGAUAGUUUUGGUAUUUUUAAUUUGGAGGUGUUCUUGACUGUUGUGGUGUUCAUGUGCAAUUUUUACUAAACCUUUUUGUUACAAUUAAUUUAUGAAAUAUUGUGGUUUGGUGUGCAGUAAUAUAUGUAAUGUAUUCAAUUAUAGUCAAAAUGUGGCGGUACAUUAUUUUGAAUUCUGGAACAAAAUUAACUUCUGUGACUGUUAAAAGUGCUGUAAAGUAUGAUAUUGGUGUUAGCUAUAACUUUGAAGGAUUGAAAUUUUUGUGGAAAAUCAGUGUCACAGAUUUCUGAAUUCUUUUUUGUUGAUUUGCAUAAAAUGGCUGAUCCUAAGGGCAAUUGAA
Acanthaster planci (crown-of-thorns starfish) is the source of this 7980-nucleotide messenger RNA. RefSeq lists its product as uncharacterized. NCBI's taxonomy places the organism in Eukaryota, Metazoa, Echinodermata, Asteroidea, Valvatida, Acanthasteridae. The record is from RefSeq and is a predicted model, not a curated record.